Molecule: messenger RNA, 1065 nt
Organism: Mucor velutinosus
Lineage: Eukaryota; Fungi; Mucoromycota; Mucoromycetes; Mucorales; Mucoraceae
Exons: 8
Coding region: 1-1065 (354 amino acids)
Molecular function (GO): protein binding
Source: RefSeq, a predicted model, not a curated record
AUGUUUUUUAUGAAUCAGCAAAGAGACGUCCUAGAGAAGAAGAUUAAUGUCAAUCCAACGGCCAGGACUGGACAUGUCAUUCGAAAUGACGGACGUUUUGUUACUGUAAAACAUGUACACAGGAUAGCUACCUUUAUCCAGCAUUGGCAAUUGAGGAAUUUGAUAGUGAGUUCUCAAAAUAGCACCAUCAUUCGCACCAAGAGAAACGCAUUUUACAGAUAUGAUACAGAAUCAGGUGUAGAUACUUGCUGCCAAGAUAGUUUACCAUUUACGCCAACAUCUAUUCAUACAAAAUGUGGCUUUUUAGCCUUGGGAGGACAAACAGGCAUGUUGAUGAUAAAGAAUCUAUCUACAGGAUGGUACGAUAUCAAAACGGCUGGGCGAGGCCUGAACAACUCAAUAUGUUUAUCGCAACAUCAAGGUGAAGUUCGCAUGACGGUCUGCAAUAAUGAUCAAACGGUGUCGGUAUUCAGUGUACCUGAGAUGGAAAAAAUUCAAACUGUAAAAAUGCCGUCUGCCAUCAACUUUUGCUCUGUGAGUCCAGACAGUAAAAAGAUAUUGCUGACAAGCGAUGAAGGUGUAGCCUACUUGUAUGCCAUCAAUCAAGACGGGCUCUAUGGAGACAGAUGUGAAUAUAAAGUGUCUGAAGAGUCUAGUUUAUCAUGUGCAUGGCACCGAUCAUCUGAGAUGUUUGCUGUGGCAAGUCAAGAUGGGUUUGUGAGCACGUAUACUAUUCAUUCUGCUACAAGACUAUGCCAAUUGAGUUCAGCCGAGACUCGUAAAACAAAGAAAGCCCCCAGAAGUAUACAAUUCAGUACAGGUCCGUUGGAUCUACUCGCCUAUGCAGACCAUGUCAACCAUGUCUAUAUUGUUGACACACGCACAUUUGAAACGAGACAAAUUGUACGACUCUCACCUGAGAAUGAAGACCAUUCCAUCACUGGAUUAACUUUUUCAUCCAACUCGAGAUCCCUCUAUGUGGGCCUGGAAGAUCGCUUGGUUGAAUUGCAAGUUGAUGUAUCCGCAAGAAGACAAUUUGGUGGUGGUCGAUUGAUUCCAUUCUAA